Molecule: messenger RNA, 1653 nt
Organism: Tribolium castaneum (red flour beetle)
Lineage: Eukaryota; Metazoa; Arthropoda; Insecta; Coleoptera; Tenebrionidae
Product: male-specific lethal 3 homolog
Exons: 8
Coding region: 297-1580 (427 amino acids)
Biological process (GO): regulation of DNA-templated transcription; chromatin organization
Cellular component (GO): nucleus; NuA4 histone acetyltransferase complex; MSL complex
Source: RefSeq, a predicted model, not a curated record
AUUUGUGGUAAAUAAUUGAGUUUUUCGCUAUUAGCAAAGUGACUUUCUUAAAAUGUCAUUUUUAAGAGGGUGUUUAGUGUUUUUUCGGAUUUUUAUUUUAUUAAACGGUUUCAAAGCUGACAACCAAACAUACAUCUACGCAAAUUGAAACGUAUUUUGCUAGUGUGAAACUGGCUUCAUGUUCGGGUUUCUUCGGAAUUUCGAGGAGCUGGUUUGGGGAGCUGUCUUCACACAAAUCAAACCCAAGCAUGUCAACAACAAAGUGAAUUUAAACCAAAUAUAAACAAUACGAUAAUAUGGUUUCAACUCGAGGUAUCAAAUUAAAGUUCUGUGAAAACGAGCGCGUGUUGUGUUAUGAGCCUGACCCGACCAAAGCCAAAGUCUUGUACGACUCCAAAGUGUUGGACGUAGUAGUGGCCAAGGACCAACGUGGACGCAAAACCGUCGAGUACCUCAUUCAUUUUCAGGGCUGGAAUUCCUCAUGGGACAGAUACGUCAGUGAGGAGUACGUUUUGAAAGACACUCCCGAAAACAGGCAAUUGCAGAAAGACUUGGCCGAAAAAUCCCAACUGCAAUUGGGGGCGUAUUUGUACAGACGGGACCGGAAAAAGAGUCGCAAGACUAGCACAACAGCCCCCUCUUCUGAUGACUGCAGUUCCGGGAGCCCCACGAGGAUGGACACGGAUGAUGGGCAAGGCGUGACAAGCAGUUCUGAAGAUGAUUCUUCAAUUGAGGAAGAAACGGUGCCGAUUGAGCUAACGCCCGAAUUACGGGCGUGUCUCGAGCAGGACUAUUGUCUUAUCAAUACGAAAAAUAAAUUAGUUAAAUUACCGGCCGAACCAAAUGUUGUAACAAUUUUGGAAAAUUAUUGGAGGCAUUAUGCCAAUGGCCAGAUUAGUGAUUUGAACGAAAAGACCAGUCAGAGGCACAGGUAUCCGUUCAAUAACACGCAAAGGAGGCGGCCUGAAGAUGUACAAAGAAAUUUAAAUAUUUGUAGCGAGGUUCUGGACGGCAUCCGUCUGUAUUUUGAUUACACGGUCAAUGAUUUGUUGCUGUAUAAGUGUGAACAGGGGCAAAUUGAGACGAAGCAGGCUGUGUAUACUUCUAUCCAUUUGGACAAAGAAGUCUCGAGUUCAAAAAAUGAGGUUAGUUAUAUGGAUUACAUAACGUAUCCAAACAAUCAUGAUGAUUACCAAAAUGGCAAUAGGCAAGCCAUGCAAAGGAAGCGAAGUCUGAGAUCAAACAAAAGCACUGACGCUGUUUCCAAUGGUAAUAGUCAGGAUAGCGCUAAAGCAAAAGCUAGUUCAAGCGUUGAUAAUAACGACAGUUGUGGCUCACGCCCACUUUCGCUCCGCCUGUUACCUGAACAUGUGUACAAUCAACAACCCCCUCCCCCAUGUCUUGUGUACGGUGCCAUUCAUUUGACGCGACUUUUUGUCAAAUUGCCCGAAUUGUUGAACGCAGCCACCAUUGAUGAGAAAAAAUGGACAACUUUAUUGAACCACACGGACACUUUUAUUGAUUACUUAAACGAGCAUCGGGAGUGGUUUGGGGAAAAGUUCUACAUCGACAGGCAAUAAAACAAGGCGUUUUUAAUAGAAGAUGUAUUACCUACAAGUAAAUAUUUGGUAACAAAUAAAUAUGUCAUUAUUA